CGUGCGAAAAUUGCAUAUUACCGCCAAAUUUAUCAAGUUUGGUCGCGUCAAUCACCGAAGAAUAAGACUGAGUGGAAUUUUGCAAGCGAAGAAAAGAAGAAAAAAUCACGAUUCGUAUGCUUACCAGUUCGGAUUGCGAGUAAAAACGAGUUCCCUCUGGAGUGGCGCAGUGGAACUAAAAAGCGCGGGGCGUAAGCAGAGAAGCGGGCUCUGAUUGGUCCAGAGGAAUGUGAUUGGCGAUUGGUCGAAUGGAAUUGUCACAGCUGGAUUAUGUUUGAAAAUUUAUCUCGCCAAAAACUUGGAGAUUAAUGACCUUGCGGGGAAUUCAUUUAGGCCCGUUUAUGGCCAAGUGAGUGCUUUUCGCCGUCGAAAAUGGCUGAUCAGGACUGGAAGCGCCGAGUCGGCGUUGAAAUUAACAUCACCAGCAGCUCGGAAGAUGACGAGACUGACGGGAAAGGAGUUCCGAUCAACAGAAGAAACAAACAACACCACCAGAGCAGACAACUAGCUGCCUUUUCUCCUCCGGAGAAUGAGUCCGAAGAGUUCAGUCUUAGCGGGGAAUAUUACCCCGAGUUAGACAUGGGCCGAACGCCACCGAGGACCAAAAUUCUUCGGAAUCUAAAAGACAAACGCAACCGAGCCCCAGAGUUUGGCGACAGCAGGGCAAGCAGGGCUGGUGGAAGCCGAAGUGGCAGCAAGAAUAGGAGGAAAUCAGUUGCCGAAUGCAGCCCUGCAAAGGACCAUUCAGACCCCCAAGAGAACGAAUUCUCCGAAGGGCGCCAAAGAGUUCGAAAGCGAUCUAUGAAACUGCUGAGGGAGUCGGAGCGUGAAUGGAAAUUGGAUAUGGGGGGACAAUCAAGCUCAAAUGUUUUUAGUAUUGGCAGCGUUAUUAAUGAAGAGAGGGCAGACAGCAUGCCAGCCCCAGCUGUAAAGAUUGAAACAGUCAAUCGUUUUAUGAGUUUGGCCUCGAAAGUGGUAAAAUGUGAUCGAGAGAACAAAAUCAUGGACACUUUUGCUAGGUUGAAUCUGGACAAGCCCAUCUCGAGCGACACGCAGUGUCCGCAGAACCGAAUUGAUUUCCACAACACGUUCUCUCUGCUGAUCAGAAUGGGUAAUCCCGACCGUAAUCAAGACAAAAACAAUUGCCGCCGACAGCUCAGCAAAGAGGAAACCUUAUGGCAAAGCGAGCUCAAGGACAUGAUUUGGCUCGAGCUGCAAGCGUUCUUAGCUGACAAAUCACUACCGGAGCAAGAUAUGUAUCUUUUCGAAGAGAGAAAAAAUGUUGCGAAUCUGUUGGAAGAAAUUGCUAAUUACAAGUUCUGUGCAACUGCCAACCAGAGGGAUAAAGACAGCGUGGACAGUGGUACGGAGCUGGUUGCCGCCGAAUGCAACUGCCUCUCCAUGUUUUGUAAUGUUUGCUGUAGGAACCAAAAUUUGGCCAUUGAGCAGGUUGAAAAUUUGCUUUCGAGACUUGAGGAAGCAGUCGCACUUUAUCCGUCUAGUCGAGUUAUGGCUGCUGAAUACCCCCUCUACAAAUCCAAAGAAUUUACCAACAAAUUAAAGGCACUAUGUUUGUGGUACAACAUGAUUAGACUCCACCGACUAAAAGUUAGCAUUAUUGGUAAAUUACUUAAUCAAAUGAACCAAAGGAGUCAUCGUUCUCGAAGUGGGAACUGGCCACGGUUGGAAGAAGAUAGCGGAGCCUCCGUAUCAACGACCCCUUCCACUGGUAGCGUUGCCUCAGCCGAUCCAUUUAAAAUGCCAGAUGCACCUGAUCUAAAGCCCAAAGAAACAAAGGUCAAAUUCCGUUUACAUGACCUAGAAAUUGAGACAACAACCAGUCCGUCAGACUCGAACAGCUCUAAUGCGUCCACUGGCCUUGGCCUUCCGUUUCACGGCACAGGAAACGAGUCGGCCAUUUCUUCGUCUAGUUCAAGAGGCAGUAUUUCAGGCAUAGACAGGUGCUGCGACACUUCGCAUCUGAAAGACGGGACAGGUCAUGUAGCGCCGUGUGCCAUGUCUCCAUACAGGGCAUACAUUGAGGAAGUGCUGAAGACGCAUGGGCUGAAGAGGGCUAUUGGUUACCUGGAUAGCCUGCACCUCCACUUGCUUAGUAAGGCUAAAAUCACUCUGGACAAAGCCACCAUUCCUUUGGAGGACGCUACAGAAGAAGAGAUGCAAACUGAGGACUGGGAACUGAAACGGUUUGGCUUGUGGAGUCCGGAGGCUCAAAGCAUGUGCUUGCCCUCUUACAAAUCUGCAUUUUUGUUCCUUGCCCGAAUCGCCCUGGACCUAAUUCAUGAGUACCUGAGGCUGCGUUUGGAGCAAAAGCCGUCAGAACCGUCUGCUCUCAGUAUAAGACAGUUGAUGCGCGAAAUGAAAGAUGGACUGCACGAAGGGGUAAAACAGCGGCAACGGUACAUGCACUUAUUGAGGUCGGCAACCUGGACAGAAACACAGGAAGUCACCGACCGACUUGAACAGGACGUGGCAGACUUUGACAGGAGCAUGAAGUGCAUUUUGGAAGUGUACUUGGAGUAUUUGCAGCAGUGGGUUUUGAUUGUCCAGAAGGAAAGUGUAGUAGUCUGUCCAUAUCAGAAAUCUCUGCUAGAGGAGGAGUGGAAGUUUGUGAAACAUACCUGCCCGUUCAUCCCAGGUGGUGAAGCUCUUGCUGCCAAUAGUUUCUGUCGAAUGGCGAGUGGAAUGUUGAGUGCAAUUGUGGACCACCUAAAUGCAGGUGUUGAUGACCUGAGCAGCAUUUUGGAGGAUAGUAAUGUUGAUAAUGACUUGCAAGAUGACCAGAGCAGCGGCGCAGAUGAGGCUUUUGAUCAUAAGCAGUCUAUUCUAUCAGCGUGUAGGAAUAUUCAAAAUAUAUUCCACGAAGCCCGAGAGCGAGCUCUGAGGGCUAUAUCUUUUGCCAAGACAUUGCGCAAGGAUCUGGAAAUUGCUUCGUCUUUCUCACUAAUGGCUCCGUUAAAUGAAUUUUUGCUGCGCUUAUCACAAGCAGACCAUGUGCGUGUUGUCGCCCCUCACUCAUGUAGCCACCUGAUGUUUGUGCCAGCUUCCUUAAAGACCAAGCCAGAGCUAGUGUGUCGCCUUGUCAAUAUGAACCUCACGUCUGCUAGUUGCGGCUCCAAUCUCGACCCAGCAGACAUGCAAAACCCUCACUACUUGGUUUUGGUACAGUGUCUUGAGGAAGAUGUUACCUGGCCUGGAGAAACAAUCAGUAUUCAGCCCACAGCAGAAACAACCAUCACUCUAUCUCAUGUAGAGGUGCACGGCGUUCUCCUUGUUGUUUGCGAUUCAACUCAGCUGUGUAGGCACAGGAGACACUUGGUCAGCGUUUUAGGCAGCACUGUUGCACUAGCGCAAGAAAGUCUCCCCUCAAACUACACCAUUGCUGACUCUCUAGAAGAACUAAAGAUGGAUGCAGUCAACCUGAGGCGGUGUGUGACCACUAGCAUCCAGUCAGUCGAAAAGAGUUGCGACGUUAGGAAUAUGACAGACGUUGAUGAGCAGGACCGUAUGGCUCUGAUCUCCAAAAUUCGCGAAAUUCUUCACCAAUGCUACAAGUUUGGCUUUGAGUAUAACAAAGAAGUCUGCCGCCUCGUAACUGGUGAAGCCAAAAGCAAGCAGGCAAAAGGCAUGGUCGAGUUUGCCAAGCAGUGGAUGAGAUUUGUCCGGGGCUGGUGCGAGCGAGGCCGAGGUUUGCGGCCCCGUUGGGCGAACCAGGGUCUGGAAUUCUUGAUCACUGCCUGCGAGCCUGAAAAGACUAAGUACUUGGCUGAUGAGGAGUUUGAAGAACUGAAGCUGCAGAUUGACGACUGCAUCACGCACGUCAUUGGCUCGGCUUCGGACAAGUCGCCUAGGAACAGUUUGAUCGAGUGCCGGUCUCGAGGAACGUCGCCAUCCCCUCUUGGGAGGAAGCAGUUCCGGUCUUCGCGGUCAAUGCCAGAAAACUCAGGCAUGAACCCUCCGGUCAGGUCAGUUUCGCAGCCAUUCAUUGGCUCAACUUCUGCCCCAGGCACUCCAGAGCUCUUAGAUAGUCCACUACCCAUGCGAAAGAGGAUGGAGUCGGUGCCUAAUGGACUUGACGGGCAUGUUGUUGAGACUCUUCGGAUUCCAUUAAGAAGAUACGCUAAAUGGUCAGACAGAGUGAAGGAUGCGGUCGAGCAGCUUGACAAAAGGCUGGAGGAAAAAUUGCAUGAUCAAGAGCUGAUUGGCAAAAGGACCGAAAUCCAUUCCCCCGACCAAGUGCACAUCAAAGCUCGAGCUGUUACUUUCAGUUGGCAACGAGGAAUAAAAAUCGGCCAAGGUCGUUUCGGGAAAGUGUACACCGCCGUUAACAACGCUACAGGCGAGCUGAUGGCGAUGAAGGAGAUUUCGUUUCAACCCAACGACCACAAGGCCAUCAGGAAAAUUGCAGAGGAGCUGCACAUCUUUGAGGGGAUUCAGCACAAACACCUCAUUCGCUAUUACGGUGUUGAAAUUCACAGAGAGGAGAUGUUAAUUUUCAUGGAGUAUUGCGAGGAAGGCACUCUUGAAAGCUUAGUUGCCGCAACCACUAAUGGCCUGCCAGAGCAACUGGUUCGCAGCUACACCAGGCAGCUUUUGUUGGCUGUUUCCACAUUGCACUUUAAUGGAAUUGUUCACCGAGAUAUUAAAAGCGCAAAUAUUUUCCUGACGGAUGAAGGAAAUUGCUUGAAGUUAGGCGAUUUUGGUUCGGCAGUCAAAAUAAGGGCCAACACCACCAUGCCCGGAGAACUCCAAGGAUUUGUUGGCACUCAAGCUUACAUGGCUCCAGAAGUUUUUAUGAAGACGAACACUGAAGGCCACGGCAGAGCAGCUGAUAUAUGGUCGGUUGGCUGUGUUGUAAUUGAAAUGGCGUCGGGAAAGCGACCUUGGCCAGAGUACGAGAGCAAUUAUCAGAUCAUGUUUAAAGUCGGCAUGGGGGAUACCCCAAAAGUACCCGACUCGCUGAGCAUCGAGGGCCACAGCUUCGUUGAUCUCUGUCUGCAGCACGAUCCGCACAAACGUGCCUCGGCAGACGAGCUUCUCGAACACACUUUCGUCAAGUACGACAUGGAUGACCCUGACCUUGAGGACACUAUCAGCUAUCAAAGUGGCAGCUCAAGCGCCAGUAAAUUUUUCCUCGACCCCCACUUCAGCUCUAGUGGCACAUUAGUAGACAGGGGGGUUUAUAAUUAGCUAUUUUUGGCAUUCUUUAUACUGGAAAGCACUUCAAACUAUCUUGUUCCUACACAUAAUUAUUCUUGUACUUGAGUUUGGUAGUUAAUCGACUCGCAUAAGCUAGUCUGCAACGGUUUACAUGCAAAAAAUAUAUAUUUUUUAAAUUUUAAUUGUUGAGCAAUUGGCAGAUUAUCAUAUCUAUGAAUGCUAAUUUUGUUUUCAAAACUACAUGAUGUCAUGCGGGAAGCAGUUGAAAUUUAGUUUAAUUUUAUAUUUUAGUGUGUACUUAAUUUUAAUCAACAAUUUUGAACAAAGUAGAGAAGAGCCAAAAUAUAGGUACAAAGUCUUUAGAUGCUUUUUUACAUUGCCUUAUAAAGCAAGAUUUCCAUUGCCGAAGUCAAAGUGUACUUUCGUUUAAAAUUGUAAAAGUUGAACUUUAUGUUUCCUAUCAGCUUUUAUGCUAUGAGGUUUA
Neocloeon triangulifer is the source of this 5662-nucleotide messenger RNA. RefSeq names its product mitogen-activated protein kinase kinase kinase 4 (gene Mekk1). Gene Ontology annotation, molecular function: protein kinase activity; ATP binding. The transcript has 23 exons. Bases 373 to 5208 code for a protein of 1611 amino acids. NCBI's taxonomy places the organism in Eukaryota, Metazoa, Arthropoda, Insecta, Ephemeroptera, Baetidae. Gene Ontology annotation, biological process: MAPK cascade; protein phosphorylation. The record is from RefSeq and is a predicted model, not a curated record.